Messenger RNA from Eriocheir sinensis (Chinese mitten crab), 1108 nucleotides. RefSeq names its product oplophorus-luciferin 2-monooxygenase non-catalytic subunit-like. The transcript is spliced from 3 exons. Gene Ontology annotation, cellular component: extracellular matrix. NCBI's taxonomy places the organism in Eukaryota, Metazoa, Arthropoda, Malacostraca, Decapoda, Varunidae. The record is from RefSeq and is a predicted model, not a curated record. Gene Ontology annotation, molecular function: protein binding. The coding region runs from base 33 to 1085 and encodes 350 amino acids.
AGUGGCCCGGUCUAAGCUUCGCCUCCUCCACCAUGUCGCUGCUCCGGUCACUCCUGUCCCUGGUGGUCUGGGCCACGCCCCUCUGGGCGGCGGAUUGGCCGUGCCCGGAAGACGGUGAUAUUUAUCCCUGCAUAUGCACCGCUUCCGCAAGUUAUGAAAUAACCAUGGACUGCUCCAACGUCGACAGCAGUGAAAGUCUGAGAAAAAUAUUCGAGACGCCGUUCGCCUUCAAUGACUUUGAGCGACUCAUCAUCGAUCCCUUAAGCCCUGUCAGUACCCUGAACGAUCUGCCUGCUGGAGUGUUCGGUCCAGUGAGCUUCGAGAAGAUUGACAUCACCAACACGUUGAUCGAGACGGUGGAGGAAGAGGCGAUCGUCAACUCCCACAACACGCUGGUGCGCCUUAACAUGAGAGGAAACAAGAUCAGAGAGUUCCCCUUCGAGACGCUGGACCUGUACGUGGAGCUGAUAGAGCUCGACUUGGCGAACAACCAAAUUUCGGGGGUCAUGCCGGACAUAGUGACGGAAGCUCUCACCACCCUGGACUUAUCCGGCAACACGGGCAUCACUCUCACCGAGACGGUCUUCGAAGGCUCUGACAAGCUGCAGGUGCUUCGCCUCAACAACAUGGCUCUGGGCGACACGACGCCUCCCAACGUGUUCUACAAGCUCAGUAACCUGAGGACACUGUACCUGCAGAACAACGGCAUCCCGGGGACCCUCAUCGAGGACUUCAUCAACACGCAGCUUCAGCCGCUCACCGCCGUGUACUUAGACGGGAACUCCCUCUCCCAGAUCCACCCGCUUUCCGUAACGGGACUGAGCGACAACGGGAUCAUCUCCUUCACCAACAACCAGAUCCAGCAGUUGACGCAGGAGAAUUGGGAAGGACUCGUGUCUCGGCUCACCCUUUACGAAGCCAUCGACAUGAGACACAACCCGCUGGUGUGUGGCUGUGACGUGUAUUGGCUGCUUCUAGACUCGUCAGCCAUGAGGGUCUUCAACAGUCUGACCACGUGUAGCGGGGGGAACCUGAUGACGGACCUUCCCAAGCCGUGGUUCGACGAACACUGCACUACCCUGUAGUUUCUAAUACAUUUAAACGUGUC